UUCAACCUCCUGCUCCCGAGGGUAAAAUCUUUGGGUGCUUGAGAAAAUAUAUUUUUUCCUUUUUUUUCCUGUAUAAAUAUUGACUAACGACAUUUAGAUACUUUUUUUAAUCAGACACUAUCACCAAAAGUUUCAAUGACUCUGUACAAUCAUCUAAAAUAAUAACUAUUGUAGUUGGUAAGUAAUCUUGACUUUCAAAAUUUACUUUUCUAAAUUAAAAUUACUGUUACUAGUAUUUAUUGAUGUCACUGAAGCAAAUGACUGCCAUACGAGCUGUAGAAGCAUUUUGGAUUAGCAUUAUUUCAUUAUUUUCAUUUUCCUCUGUUGUAGUUGUUGCGAUUGUGCUAUAGGCUGUAAUCUUCAUCCUGUACAAGAUCAACUACAAAACCGAGGCAAGACAAGAGGGGAUAACUUCCCCUUUACCUUCAUCAGCUGUAAAUGUAGAGAGGACAGCCGAUGCUCAACAACAGCAGCUUCAUUCGGAAGAAUCCUCCGACAUGGGAAUGGUGCCUAUUAGAGCAAUAACCACUCCUAACCCAAUUCAAACAAUUGGGAUUGCAGAGAGAGGGAUUAUUGUAGAGAUUGAUGCAGGUCUCUCCUCCAACCAGGCACUGGUGCCUACACUAAUUUAUACAAACCUCGCACUAAAUCAGAUAGUUUAUAUCAAAAGCUUUUGCCAUGAGUCUCACCAAAUUGGGGAAGGAAGCUUUGCACGAGUUUAUAGGGGCGGCAUCCAAGGUAACGAUUUGGCUAUAAAGGAAAUAGAACACAGAUCUCCUGACACCAAAACAUGGGUAAAGAAUGAAGUUGAACUUCUGCAUGGAAAGGACCACAUUAACAUAAACAAGCUGUAUGCUUGGUGUAUUGAAGCAAAUAUAUCUUACUUGGCCUAUAUAUAUAUAGAUGGAUGUUCUCUAGAUGACUAUUUGAGAGGAAAUUGUAUAGGGUUUUCCUACAGCUGGAAGCAGAGCUUCAGAAUGAUCAUGGGUAUAGCAAAGGGAAUUCAAUUCUUACACUUGAAUAAAAUCAUUCAUGUUGAUAUCAAACCUCAGAAUAUUAUGGUGGAUGCUAAUGAGAAUGAGGCAAAGCUUGUUGAUUUCGGGUUUUCUAGGCAUGUAGAUUGGGAGGGCACGCAUCGGUCAACUGAUAAAAUAAUAGGUACAAAAGGCUACUGGGCUCCAGAGUAUUGCUGGAAUAACAAGCUCUCUUAUAAGCAUGAUGUUUAUAGCUUUGGAAUUGUUGUGUUAGAGGUGAUAACAGGGCAGAGGCAUGUUGAUCAAGCACGAGGUUCCCGUCAAUUUCAUAUUCCAGGAUAUGUAAGGCACAUGAUCGAGAACAAUCGUUUUGAACAAGCUGUAGAUGCUAAACUUAAACAGGAUGGGUGGGACAUCUUUGCUUUAGAAGAAGCAUUGUCUGUUGCAAACAUUGCUCUCAGAUGUGCUCACCCGGAUAAGGUCGAGCGACCUGACAUGAAUCUUGUGCUCACAGAACUCAGUUCGAUGAUGAGCAGCGCCCAGAACUCACCUCAAUUUGGUAUUGAACAGAAAGAAGAAGAGAUUUCACUUGCAACGUCCAUGUGAAACUAGUACAUGUGCAGGUUUUGUGGCUAACUUUGGCUUCCUGAUUCUAUCUUGGUUUUAUGCAUAAUUUUGAGUUUCGAAUUGAAAAUGUUAAACAGUGAAAUUCUUUCGAUGGACUCGAAAUUUGGAGCCAAAUGUUAGAAGCUCUAUCAUUUGUUUUAA
Cryptomeria japonica (Japanese cedar) is the source of this 1742-nucleotide messenger RNA. Its product is annotated as probable serine/threonine-protein kinase At1g01540. The transcript has a single exon. The coding region runs from base 498 to 1580 and encodes 360 amino acids. The record is from RefSeq and is a predicted model, not a curated record. Lineage: Eukaryota; Viridiplantae; Streptophyta; Pinopsida; Cupressales; Cupressaceae. Gene Ontology annotation, molecular function: ATP binding; protein kinase activity. Gene Ontology annotation, biological process: protein phosphorylation.